This is a messenger RNA of Pungitius pungitius (ninespine stickleback), 2264 nucleotides long. RefSeq names its product transglutaminase 5, like (gene tgm5l). The transcript is spliced from 14 exons. The record is from RefSeq and is a predicted model, not a curated record. NCBI's taxonomy places the organism in Eukaryota, Metazoa, Chordata, Actinopteri, Perciformes, Gasterosteidae. The coding region runs from base 33 to 2084 and encodes 683 amino acids. Gene Ontology annotation, molecular function: protein-glutamine gamma-glutamyltransferase activity. Gene Ontology annotation, biological process: peptide cross-linking.
CGCAGGGAUUCAGCAUUAAGCAAACCCACUCCAUGGAAGACUUGAAAAUACAAAAUGUCAACUUGGAAAUCUCUGCGAACCUGCAGAGCCACAAGACGGAGGGCUUCAGCAGCUCUAAGAUCCUGGUGGUGCGGAGGGGGGCCCCGCUGAGGAUCAGCCUGCAGCUGGGGGGCCGGCCCUUCAACCCGCAGAGCGACUCGCUGUGGAUCAAAGUCAUGCUAGGCCGCCUGUAUGUGGUGACGCGGGUCACUUUCCCCGAGAAGGUCUCCUCCUCCCGCUGGAGCGCCUGCUUUGACCCACGGGGCCUGAACCUCCAGAAGCCCUCCAUCCUCCUCCACUCCCCGGCCUCCGCCGCCGUGGGAUGCUACGGCCUCCUGCUGUGCGCCUCCUCUCCGGGAGGAAAGACCACCUCGGCGCUCAGCAGAUUCAUCCUGCUCUGCAACCCCUGGUGCCGCGAGGACGCUGUCUACAUUCCCUUUGAGGACCAGAGAGAAGAAUACAUCCACAACGACUCCGGGCUGCUGUUUAAAGGAACAUCUGGAAAUAUUGUGUCAAGACCGUGGUCCUAUGACCAGUUCGAGCCAGGUGUCCUGGAGGCCUGUCUGAAUCUGCUCCAAGUCACCCCUCAGCACCAGAAGAACCAAGGAGAAGACUACCUGAACAGAAACAACCCCGUCUACAUCAGCCGCGUCGUGUCCGCCAUGAUCAACAGUGAAGACGACCGCGGCGUGCUGAAGGGCAAAUGGAAAGGGGGCUACAAAGACGGCGUCGACCCCUCCCGGUGGACCGGCAGCGGGGACAUCUUGACCCAGUGGGCCGCCUCUGGCUACAGACCCGUCAAGUACGGCCAGUGCUGGGUGUUCGCCGCCGUCAUGUGCACAGUCAUGAGAGCUCUCGGCAUUCCGUGCCGCGUCGUCACAAACUUCAACUCGGCCCACGACACCAACGGAAACCUGGUGAUCGAGGAGUUCUACAGCGAAACGGGGCAGAAGCUGGAGCGCAGCGCCGACAGCAUCUGGAACUUCCACGUGUGGGUGGAGUGCUGGAUGACUCGCCCCGAUCUGGGCUCAGGGCUGGACGGCUGGCAGGUCCUCGACCCGACCCCCCAGGAGAGGAGCGCAGGCGUGUUCUGCUGCGGCCCCGCACCCGUGGCAGCAGUGAAGGAGCGGCGCGUCGACCUGCCCUUCGACGUCCCCUUCGUCUGCGCCGCGGUGAACGCCGACGUCCACGCGGUCAUAGUGAGCCAGGGUCAGGUGAUCCGCUGCAGCACGGACACGGAGAGGGUGGGGUCCCUCAUCUGCACCAAAGCCGUCGGCCUGCAGAGACUCCAGAACCUCACCGGAGACUACAAACCCGUGACAAGUCCGACGUCAACGCUUUCCUCGAGACGUUCCAAUAUGUCGGCGACCUCCACACUAAGCACAGGCUCCUCCGGGGGGGUGUCGCUGCUCCUCUCCCUGGACAAAGCUCCCGUUGCCGGGCAACCCGUCCUCUUCACGGUGAAGGUCAUCAACAGGCAGAGGGUGGCCAAGGUGAUGCAGGUGCAUCUGAACGCGCAGGUCAAAGAAUACAACCACAGCCCGUCAGAAACCCUGUGGGAGAACCACGGCGUCCUGCGACUGGCCCCCAUGGAAGUGAAGCUCAUCCCCCAGCAGAUCCCCCCGGCCCUGUCCCAGCGCGUGGGGGGGGACGACCUGAUCAACCUGGCAGUGGUGCUGGUCGACUCGUCCAGCCACGAGCGGGUUCUGGCCUCGGAGGAGUUCAAUGUCGCCGGCCCACUGCUCAGCAUCCAGGUUGAGGACGAAGACUCCGUGGUCCGUCACAAGAAGCAGGAGGCCACAGUGACCUUCAGCAACACGUGGGCCCACCCGGUGAGCGGGAUGCUGAGCGUAGCAGGCGCCGGGCUCAUUCAGGGCAAACUUCACUUCAGGAUGCUCGCCGUGCGUCCCGGCAGCAGCGCGUCGCAGCGCAUCACCUUCACCCCCAGCAAGGUGGGACAGAAGAUGCUGCAGGCCAGCCUGCUGCUCUCAGACACCAACUCCACCAUCAGAGGCUUCCAGAUGCUCCACGUAGGCGCCGCGUGAGCCUCACUGGUCUCCUACCUGAGAGAUAAUGGCACCAGGUGGCAGCAUCAAUUGCACAAUCUUCAUGUUCUUCUAUUGUUUUGUAUGAUUUUUUUUAACCGUGAAUCUAAAUUAUAUUGACUUAUUUAUUUAAUGUGAAAUUGUGAUCUUUAUUUUGUUUAAAAAAUAAAAACCCUAAUA